GUCCUCCGUUUACGGUGUUCCCGGCGCGCGACAUUUUCUCGCAGUUUUUUUUUUCCCCCCUCUCUCUCUCUCAAUUACCGAUUCAUUGUGAUCGUGGUCUUGCACCGCGGCUGGCCUCUGCACAAAUUUUGCGCCCUCAUCGUUUUCUCUUGGUGAUUGAGAGGAGAUCACGUUAUAUAGAAGGCAAAUUGAAGCGAUACCCAGUUGAGCAAAAAGUGGGUGGGGUGGAAGUAGCUCCAAUUACUGCUCUCACACGAUAAAUGCUGUCCAAUGGCGGCUAGAUCGGUAAGUGCUUGGAUCAGAAGUCCUUGCGAAAGCCAGAGAAACAUUAUUGGAAACAACAGAAGGAUUUAUGACCACUGUAGCUUAAGCUUCAGAUGCAAAAAUCCAUUAUAUGGUGGAUCCUUCUCUUUCAUCUCGUCAAUAGAACAUGAUGUUUGUCUUUCAAAAGUAUGGGUUGCUGCAGAUUAUUCAGAUUCCAUACCUGAUUCCUCCAACUGUGGGGGAAAUAUGGGCUACCACCCACUUGAAGACGUGAAAGAGCGCAAGAGAAAGGACAAGAUGCUCACAGAUGCUGAAAUAGCUAGGACUGUUGCUGAGGCCAAUAACAGGGCUUUGUUGGUAUUCCCAGGCAUAGUACACCGUGAGCCACAUGGUCAUGCCUCAUGGUUUGAAUAUCAGUAUGCCAUUGAUGCUUAUGGAGAUAUGUAUUUUGAAAUUUAUGAUUAUGAAAACAUCAUGCAAGAUCGUGAAGCUAGCAAUCCUGUGAACGUUUUAAUUGGAUUGGACAUUCCAAUUUAUAAAGCUAACAAGGGAUUGAAUGAUGAUGCUUACGAAUCACCAGACAUUGGCAGUGGUGAUGAAAUAUAUUUCGAGGAUGAUGAUCAUGAGGAGAGUGAUGAGGUAAAUACGCCAGCAUCUUCAACUGAUUGGGGAUAUCCAGAUUCUAUGCACUGGGUUCAUCCAAUGUAUUUUGCAAGACAUGUAACAAAGGCCGUUGAUAGCAAGUAUAGGGAUAUGAUGGACCAUCCAUCAAAUGGGAUUUCAAUUCUUGGUCUUCUAAGACCUGCCUUAUUAGAUGAAGAAUAUUAUUUAAGGAGGUACUUCUAUGGUGAAGAAGGUGAUGAUCAUUCAUCAGAUUGGAAAGAUGAAUCAGAUAAGGAACUGGAGCAAGUGACUUCAACUUCUGAUUUAAUAGAUGGUGAUUUCUUGAGGCUGAAUAUGAAAGACAGUGGAUCUCAGUUUAGCUCCACACUUUACAAGCUGGAGAUUGUCAACAUUCAGCUUUUUAAUGUCUAUGGCAAUCAGCGUGGGGUUAGCUUGCAAGAUUUUCAAGAAGCUGAACCUGACAUCCUUGUACAUUCUGCUUCAGCAAUCAUAGAUCACUUUAGUGAGUAUGGAAUGAAUUGUACUGCUGCUCUGAGGACUCUCUGCCGGAAAAAGAAAGGCUUGAAAGUAGAGGGAGCUAAUAUAAUUGGUGUCGAUAGUCUUGGACUGGAUGUACGAGUGUAUUCUGGAGUUGAAACCAAGACACUUCGUUUUCCAUUUAAUACUCCAGCCACAUCUGAAAGUUCUGCAGAGAAGAAAAUCCAGCGAAUGCUAUUUCCAAGGCAUCAUCGAAAGAACUCAAAACCACCAAAUGAUGCAUAUGAGGAUGCGGAUUCUUUCUGAAAGAUGGAGUUGUAUCUACAAUAACCGUGUAAAUGAUUCAUUCGAGCAGUCCCUUGAAGGUUUUUUGAGAUGUUAUCUAAAGCACCUGCAAGAAUAUGAGAAAGAGGUCCAUGGAGCAUACUGUCUUGACUUGAGGGGCAUGUUCUAGUGAAUCUUCUUUUGGCACUUGUGAGGCCAAAAUCCAUAAACAAUUAGGCUAAUUGAUUCUACCAUUUUUGCCUCAUUGGAUAUCUCAUUCUUAAACUAACGGUUCAUGAGAGGAAUUUAUGAUAGAUUAGGUGGUGGCUCUUUCUUAAUUGAAAAGCAAACCAGUACAAAAGUUGUCCAACUCUAAGGCAACCAAUUGGGAGGGGAUCAAUAACUAUAAUGUAACAAUUUCAAAUUUAGCUUUCAAUUAUUUA
Molecule: messenger RNA, 2072 nt
Organism: Nymphaea colorata (pocket water lily)
Lineage: Eukaryota; Viridiplantae; Streptophyta; Magnoliopsida; Nymphaeales; Nymphaeaceae
Exons: 13
Coding region: 271-1671 (466 amino acids)
Source: RefSeq, a predicted model, not a curated record